GGAUGUUUCUGAUCUUACCGGAUUUCCAGAAAUGUUAGGCGGGCGUGUGAAGACCCUCCAUCCUGCAGUCCACGCUGGCAUCCUGGCUCGUGACAUUCCCCAAGAUGCUGCCGACAUGGAGAAAAUGGAUUUCAGCCUCGUGAGAGUUGUGGUUUGCAACCUCUACCCCUUUGUCAAGACCGUGGAGUCCCCAAAUGUAACCGUCCAAGAAGCAGUCGAACAGAUUGACAUAGGCGGCGUGGCUUUACUGAGAGCCGCUGCGAAGAACCACGCCCGGGUGACUGUGGUGUGUGACCCUGGGGACUACGCCGUGGUAGCGAAGGAAAUGAAGGCAUCGAGUAAUAAAGACACCACGCUGGAGACCCGCCGCCAGUUGGCACUCAAGGCUUUCACUCACACGGCUCAGUAUGACGCGGCCAUCUCUGACUACUUCCGGAAAGAGUACAGCAAAGGAGUCUCCCAGCUUCCCCUGCGGUAUGGCAUGAACCCGCACCAGACUCCCGCGCAGCUCUACACAUUGAGGCCUCAACUUCCCCUUUCAGUGCUGAAUGGCUCUCCGGGGUUCAUCAACCUGUGCGAUGCCCUGAAUGCCUGGCAGCUGGUCCGAGAACUCAAGCAGGCCUUGGGCAUCCCAGCCGCAACCUCGUUCAAACACGUCAGCCCGGCAGGUGCGGCUGUCGGAGUUCCCCUCAGUGAAGAAGAGGCCCACGUCUGCAUGGUGCAUGACUUGCUCCAGAGCCUGACCCCCUUGGCAGCUGCCUACGCACGGGCCAGAGGUGCUGAUCGGAUGUCAUCUUUCGGUGACUUCAUUGCUCUCUCUGAUAUCUGUGAUGUCCCCACAGCAAAGAUCAUUUCCAGAGAGGUAUCAGACGGAGUGGUGGCCCCGGGGUAUGAGGAAGAAGCCCUCAAAAUCCUAUCCAAAAAGAAGAACGGGGGCUACUGUGUACUCCAGAUGGACCCCGCUUACGAGCCGGAGGAGAACGAGAUCCGCACCCUCUUUGGAUUGCAUCUGAUGCAAAGGAGGAACGAUGGUGUGAUCGAUCGGGCACUGUUCAAGAACAUCGUUACCAAAAAUAAGAAUCUGCCUGAACCGGCUAUCCGGGACCUGAUUGUGGCCAGCAUCGCUGUCAAAUACACACAGUCGAACUCUGUGUGUUAUGCCAAGGAUGGGCAGGUGAUCGGCAUUGGGGCCGGGCAGCAGUCGCGCAUCCACUGCACCCGCCUGGCCGGAGACAAGGCCAACCACUGGUGGCUGCGGCAUCAUCCCCGGGUACUGGCCAUGAAGUUCAGAAGCGGAGUGAAAAGAGCAGAGAUCUCCAACGCCAUUGACCAGUACGUCACGGGGACCAUCGGCGAGGGUGAGGAUCUGCUCAAGUGGCAGGCUCUGUUUGAGGAGGUCCCCGCUCUGUUCACUGAGGAAGAGAAGAAGUCGUGGAUCGCCAAGCUGCAGGGCGUCUCGAUCAGCUCGGAUGCGUUCUUUCCUUUCAGGGAUAACGUGGACAGGGCGAAACGGAGCGGCGUCCAGUUCAUCGUGGCCCCUUCUGGUUCGGCCGCUGACCAAGUUGUGAUUGAAGCUUGCAAUGAGCUGGGGAUCACGCUGGUUCACACCAACCUCCGCCUCUUCCAUCACUGAUGUGCCCCGGAGAUGUG
Messenger RNA from Euleptes europaea (tarantolino), 1650 nucleotides. RefSeq names its product 5-aminoimidazole-4-carboxamide ribonucleotide formyltransferase/IMP cyclohydrolase (gene ATIC). The coding region runs from base 32 to 1633 and encodes 533 amino acids. Gene Ontology annotation, biological process: 'de novo' IMP biosynthetic process. The transcript has 14 exons. Gene Ontology annotation, cellular component: cytosol. The record is from RefSeq and is a predicted model, not a curated record. Lineage: Eukaryota; Metazoa; Chordata; Lepidosauria; Squamata; Sphaerodactylidae. Gene Ontology annotation, molecular function: phosphoribosylaminoimidazolecarboxamide formyltransferase activity; IMP cyclohydrolase activity.